Messenger RNA from Carcharodon carcharias (great white shark), 3601 nucleotides. It is a transcript of the gene pik3ap1, whose product is annotated as phosphoinositide-3-kinase adaptor protein 1. Gene Ontology annotation, molecular function: phosphatidylinositol 3-kinase regulatory subunit binding; signaling receptor binding. The record is from RefSeq and is a predicted model, not a curated record. The transcript has 17 exons. Bases 218 to 2668 code for a protein of 816 amino acids. Gene Ontology annotation, cellular component: cytosol. NCBI's taxonomy places the organism in Eukaryota, Metazoa, Chordata, Chondrichthyes, Lamniformes, Lamnidae.
CAGGAAAUUCUUGUCGUAGCUGAUUUGUGAAGUUCAUCCUCGGAGGUGCUCCCGGAGCAGAGCCGGACUGUGAUCUCCAGCCGGGGGAGAGUGGGUGGGAAGCCGGAGUCCGGAUUGUCCCUGUUUGUACAGGCGGUGUGGGGAGGCUCUGAUGUACCGUCUCUCGGGUACAAAGUCUGUCUGGAUUUGAAAGGAUUGGCCUCAGACUCUGGGAACAAUGUCAGCAACAGGAAAAGUGGUCAGAUCGGAUGUGGUGAUUUUCUACGCAGAGGAUGCGAAGGAGUGGAAUAUCUACCUUGUCAGCUUGCUCACAUCAGUCCAACACACCGAAGUCCUGUCCUACACAGUAAACGAGAGCACUUCAUUUACAAACCGGGAUUACAGUCAGUUUGAGAGAUGCAAAUGCCUCUUGGUUCUACUUUCGCCACAGCUCUUGGAGUUGGCCGCACUCCCUAGGCUGGAGCAUGGACUGCAGAGGACAUUGCUGCCUGCGCACAAAGUGGUCAUGCUGUUUUGUGGUGUGGAAGCAGCGGAACUACAGACCUUGUUUAGAGACUGGCAAAAGUGGAAACAAGUCUCAUGUGAUGAUGACCCAGCUGUUUUCACCACAGCUGUGGAAGAAGCCAUCAAUGAGAGCUCCAGCAGGGACUCGGGCUGUGACACAACUGAAUCUGAAGCACAAGCUGAGCCUCAAGCCAAAGUGUGGAGUAACGUAGCCAAAUCCCACCUGGAAUCUUGUUCCCAAUCUAACAGAGACCAUCAAGAAAACAUAGUGAAGGUUUUACCAGACAGGAUCCAAUGUGGGGUACCACAGCAGAUGUUUGUUAUUUUAAAGGUUAAACUGGACACCAAAGUGAAGAGUGAAAUUGACUUUGUAUUCGGUGCAAAGGCUGCUGUCCGGGUUCCAGCAACACUUAUCAAUGAGUACACAGUAUCUGCGCAAGCGCCAGAUAUGCCUUCCGGUUUGGUCACACUCACAUUAUACUCAGGGGAUCUGAAAGUGAGUUCAGCAACUUUAAUUUACUACACUGACAUGGAAGAAAUUGAAAAUCUCCUGAAGUAUGCCAUCAACCCUGUGGAAUUCAUGUGCCAGGCUUUCCAUAUUAUACCAUAUAACAGAGAAACACUGGACAAACUACUGACAGAGUCACUGAGGAGAAACAUGCCAGCUAAGGGGCUGCACAUAUUUGGAAUUAAUCAGCUGGAAGAGGAUGAUCUAUCUACAACUCAGCGCGAUGUAGAGCUCCCAACCCUGCUUCACUUUGCAGCCAAGUACGGCUUGAAAAACCUGACUGCUCUUCUGCUGCAGUGUCCAGGAGCAUUGCAGGCUUACAGUGUGGCCAACAAACACGGGGAUUAUCCAAACAACAUGGCGGAGAAGAAUGGUUACAGAGACCUCCGACAGUUCAUGGACGAAUAUGUGGAGACAGCGGAUAUGCUAAAGACUCACCUUAAAGAGGAGCUGUGUGGGAACAUUGAUGGGGAAGAGGAUGAAGACUUGUAUGAGUCCAUGGCAACGGUGUCCAAAGAUAUCUUGAUGAAAUGCACCUUAAACCCCGGCUGUGAUGAGGACAUCUAUGAGUCGAUGAUAGAACUGAUGCCUCCACAAGGGAUUAUGGAAAGCACCUAUGAGCCAAUGUCUAAAGUAACUGGAAUGGUCCACUCAGCCGCAUGUGAUCCAGACUCUUUUGAUUCAACAGCAGAUUGCAUACUGAGAAAAUUUCUCCAAGGGAAUAGUGCCAUUCCUGAGGAUUGUGAGAGCCCUGGUGAAGUGAGUGAGGAGGGUGUAUACGAUGUUGUGACGGAAGAUGAAUAUCCUGAAGAGACUGUGAGCAGACCUCCACUUCCUAUUCCUCGGCUACAGAUUGUUUCCAAUGUUGAUGACAUGAAGCCUUACAUUUCUAAAGUGUUCUGCAAUAAAGAGGAGAGGAGAGCAGAGAACCUUUACAUUACAGCACUGAAAGCUUCCCCAGGUGGACCUGCUGGCCCAGCAAUUCCACCACGCUCGAAGCAGGCGCUGUCUAGAGUUCCAUCCAGUGACUAUGACCCAUUUGCGGGGAUGAAGACCCCUGGUCAGCGGCAGCUCAUCACCUUGCAGGAACAGGUGAAGUUAGGAAUGAUCACUGUGGAUGAAGCUCUCCUGCAGUUUAAGGAGUGGCAACUCAACCAGAAACGCAGAUCUGAGUCAUUCCGCUACCAGCAGGAAAACCUCAAGAAGCUGCGGGACAGUAUCACACGGAGACAGAACAUCAAAGGAAAGUCCAGCAAACAUCCAGAAUUAGAAAUCACACUUCCUGCUCGGCCAAAUGACAUUUCAGACACUGCGCAAUAUGGAGUUUAUCAAGAUAAUCCCAGAUUCAACCAGCCUUGCCCAUUCCGGGAAGGAAUACAGCGGGGCAUGUGGAAAACAGGAAGCACAUCUAGCACAGCAAGCAGCCUCAGCAGUCGGUCAAGCACUCGAAGCAUCCUGAGUUUAAGCAGUGGAGCAGAGGGGGAUAAUGAGGACAAUGAGCCAGCAGACUGCAGACCCGUGAGUCGGCCUAUCAGCCGACACCGACCACCCAGUUUACCGCCUCCUCGAAUUCCACCUCGCAUGCCACCCAGGACCCCAACCCAAGCCUCAGCAAAGGUCGCUGCUGCUCCUCCUGUGCCACCUAGAGGUCGAUAGUCACAGUUCAGGCACCAGGGAUCAGCCCUCACUUCAAUAAUAAAAAAGCAUUUAACAGAACUACCACUUGGAAAAAAGAGAAUCAAGUUCCAAGUGCAGCUUUUGUGCUAACUGUCUGCUGCAGUUUCCUUUCUGAUGGCACAGCCGAGUGUGGUUUGCUGAGAGUUAACUCACCAAUCUAUUUAUUUGAAUGUUGUGCUGUAAAUGGUGAGAACUGUCCAAAUAUCCGCUCCUAAAUGGUAGCUAAACGUCCUGAGUAUAAAAGUGGUGGAAUUCACCCAAAACGCAAAGAGAUGACCAUUUACAUAAAUCAUUCUGUGUGGUUCUUAAACAAGCUGUUUAAAAGAAUACACUUCACAUUGUUUAAGGCUUGUGAUGAAUGUUUAGUCAAUUUAAAUAAUAGGUGAUGUUUAUCUGAAUAAUUUUGCAAAUGCAAUUGUGCAAAUUUCCUACCCACCUCUCUUUUAAGUGCAAAGUUAAUCAGUCCUCAAUCCCACAACUUCAACAGGGAGAAACAGGAAAACUGUGGGAUAGCGUCUCAGUGGAACCACAGCCAGUAAUUCUCAGCCUGCCUAAGGAUACCUGGGCCUGAAUGUUCCGCUCGGCGUGCUGGAGCAGGCCCGACCCACAGUGACAUGGGGCACGUGUCUCGACAUCAUCGCCCAGCCUCGCAAUACUUCAUUCAGCAGACGCGCACCAGAGUCAGCUGUGUGCCCGCUGAUAUUUAAACAGCCUAUUAAGGCCAUUGAGGAAGUAAUUAAUGUAAUUGUUAACACUGCCCAUCCAAUCUCACGGUAGGCAGCCAGGCAAAAAAGGCCAAGCGGCCUUUACACUUUUUAGGAAACCUCAUCCACGAGCGGUUUCCUAAAGAUUUUAUUAAUUAAAUUUUAAAAAUUUCUGAAAUAUAAAAACAUGUCAAGACUACGGGCCAAG